This is a messenger RNA of Myotis davidii, 3035 nucleotides long. RefSeq names its product TGF-beta activated kinase 1/MAP3K7 binding protein 2 (gene TAB2). Gene Ontology annotation, biological process: positive regulation of protein kinase activity. The record is from RefSeq and is a predicted model, not a curated record. The transcript is spliced from 9 exons. NCBI's taxonomy places the organism in Eukaryota, Metazoa, Chordata, Mammalia, Chiroptera, Vespertilionidae. Bases 327 to 2192 code for a protein of 621 amino acids. Gene Ontology annotation, molecular function: ubiquitin binding; K63-linked polyubiquitin modification-dependent protein binding.
GCUCCAGACCCCGUUCCUGGACCUGCCCUGGAAAAGAAGUAUCCAGUAGAGAUGAGCUCACUGCAGUUACUUAAUUAAAAAUUUGUAAGCUGCAAAAAUGGCAGUGAGCCAACCAAGAACAGCUACAAUUUGAAUUUUUCUAUUUCCAGAAAAUGGUAGCACUCACCACAAAACCACAGUACAUAAAUUGCCAAGUGUGGCUGAAUUGCACAUUCCUUUUAGAAGAACGUAUUACUGAAAAUGCGUGGACAGAAGAGAUGAGUACUAUUUCCACUAAGGCCUAGAACUGCCUACUGUAUAAGUAGUCCUGAUCGGGCAAUAUACGAAUGGCCCAAGGAAGCCACCAAAUUGAUUUUCAGGUUUUACAUGACCUGCGACAAAAAUUCCCUGAAGUACCUGAAGUUGUUGUAUCCAGGUGCAUGUUACAGAAUAAUAAUAACCUGGAUGCCUGCUGUGCAGUUCUCUCUCAGGAGAGUACACGGUAUCUUUACGGUGAAGGAGACUUGAAUUUUUCAGAUGAUUCUGGAAUUUCUGGUCUACGCAAUCACAUGACUUCUCUCAACUUGGACUUGCAGUCACAGAAUGUUUACCACCAUGGAAGAGAAGGAAAUAGAAUGAAUGGAAGUAGGACUCUAACGCACAGCAUUAGUGAUGGACAACAGCAGGAGCCACAGACAGCACCAGCUCACGUUCCUCAAGGCUUUAAUGUUUUUGGAAUAUCCAGUACAUCUGGUGCUUCAAAUUCAGCACCACAUCUUGGAUUUCACUUAGGCAGCAAAGGAACAUCUAACUUUUCUCAACCAACUACCAGAUUUAAUCCCAUCAUGGUAACUUUAGCCCCAAAUAUCCAGACUGGUCGUAAUACUCCUACAUCUUUGCACAUACAUGGUGUACCUCCACCUGUACUUAACAGUCCACAGGGAAAUUCUAUCUAUAUUAGGCCUUACAUUACAACUCCUAGUGGUACAACUCGACAGACACAGCAUUCUGGCUGGGUAUCUCAGUUUAAUCCCAUGAACUCGCAACAAGUCUAUCAACCUUCACAACCUGGUCCCUGGACUACUUAUCCUGCUUCUAAUCCUUUGUCACAUACCUCAGCCCAGCAGCCAAAUCAGCAAGGCCACCAGACCUCUCAUGUCUACAUGCCCAUCAGUUCACCUACCACCCCACAACCACCAACAAUUCAUUCAUCUGGUAGCUCACAGUCUUCUGCCCAUAGCCAAUAUAACAUUCAGAAUAUUUCAACAGGACCUCGAAAAAACCAGAUUGAAAUCAAACUUGAACCUCCACAAAGAAACAGCUCUUCAAAAUUGCGUUCUUCUGGACCUCGAACUUCCAGCAGUUCCUCUUCUGUCAAUAGUCAGACCUUAAAUAGAAAUCAGCCCACUGUUUACAUAGCUGCCAGUCCCCCAAAUACUGAUGAGGUGAUGUCCCGUAGUCAACCUAAGGUCUAUAUUUCAGCCAAUGCUACCACAGGAGAUGACCAGGUCAUCCGGAAUCAGCCUACCCUGUUCAUAUCCACAAACUCUGGAGCAUCUGCUGCCUCCAGGAAUAUGUCUGGGCAAGUGAGCAUGGGUCCUACCUUUAUUCAUCACCACCCUCCCAAAAGUCGAGCAAUAGGCAAUAACUCUGCAACUUCUCCUCGAGUGGUGGUCACUCAGCCCAAUACAAAAAGAAUCAUCCCAAGCUGCCUUUUUAUAGAAGUGGAUUCAGCACUAUUGGUACACCAGAAGGCCAGAAUGGAACGACUUCAAAGAGAACUUGAGAUUCAAAAGAAAAAGCUGGAUAAACUAAAAUCUGAGGUCAAUGAAAUGGAAAAUAAUCUAACUCGAAGGCGCCUGAAAAGAUCGAAUUCCAUAUCCCAAAUACCUUCACUGGAAGAAAUGCAGCAGUUGAGAAGUUGUAAUAGACAACUCCAGAUUGACAUUGACUGCUUAACCAAAGAAAUUGAUCUUUUUCAAGCCCGAGGACCACAUUUUAAUCCCAGCGCUAUUCAUAACUUUUAUGACAAUAUUGGAUUUGUAGGUCCUGUGCCUCCAAAACCCAAAGAUCAAAGGUCCACCAUCAAAACACCCAAGACUCAAGAUACAGAAGAUGAUGAGGGGGCUCAGUGGAAUUGCACUGCCUGUACUUUUUUGAACCAUCCAGCCUUAAUCCGCUGUGAACAGUGUGAGAUGCCAAGGCAUUUCUGAGCCAGUAGGCCUUACAUCUUCUCCAAAACCACAUCUGAAGUUCAAGAAACUAGUCUGUCAUCAGGGGGAAAGUUUCACUGCUACGUAGGAUUUUGUCAAAUUGAAGGUGUGACAAGAUGGUGUUUUGCUAAUGUUAAAUGUCAGCCCACGGAGCUAAUAAUACCUCAGUCUAAUAUCAUGGGCAGUUGAAAUUCAUCACAUGAAAGGUAAUCUGCUGAAAGACUUGGUUGCCCGCUGCCUAACCAUGUACAGUGUUACCAGUAGCCCAUUAUGGAUAAUUCUCGAUAUGUUAAUGCCUGCGUGUUCCCAAUACCUUUUUCCCCUCAUGUCACUACUGAAUUUUGACAGGAGGAAGGAAUAAAAUGAUGGCUUUUUUGUUAAGCUUUCAGUGAAACACUACAAACGUGAAGAAAAGGAACAAGGUUUAACUAUUUAAAAACUGUUUGCUGCCGCAUAGUGCCCACGGAUAGGGGAAGAACUUCACAAAUCUGUGGUACUCUUGGCCUUGUCUUUGUCUUCCCUGAAAACGUCUCCACUCUGAAGCCAGCAUCUAGGGUCUAAAGAUGAAAAGGAAAGCAGCAUGCAUUGUCUGUACAAACAUGCAGUGAAGUACCCCGAAGCUUUCCUACUGUACAGAUCUCUCAAGUCUGCUUUACGUGAUUCUCUUCUCCUUUAUUAUUUCCUUAUAUUUCUAUAUGUAUAGUGUAAUAGUCUUUUGUUAACUAAUUUUCUUUUUUCCUUUUAGUGAUUAAGCACGAUCAUGUCCCUUUUUAAGCCUUACCCAAAAGAAGCAAUGCCUUAAAAUAAAAAAGCAUUAAUGAAAUGAAACUAUGCACGAAAUAA